AUGGAACAGAGAAUCCAGAAAAUGUGGGCUAGAUCUGGGGUUGUCUCGGUGGUGGAUCUUUCAAAUGAUUUUUUUGUGGUUAAUUUUUCUACUAUGGAUGACUAUGAAUUGGCGUUGUUGGGAGGUCCUUGGAUGAUAUCUGAUAGCUAUCUCACGGUUAGGGAUUGGAAGCUGAAUUUUGAUCCCAAAAUCGAAGCUAUUGAGGACGUUCUGAUCUGGAUUAGAUUUCCUGAUUUACCUCUUGAAUACUAUGAUGAAAGCAUUUUAGAAGCAAUGGGCAAUGAGAUUGGUAGGACGGUCAAAGUUGAUAUGACUACCUCUCUUCAAUCAAGAGGGGGAUAUGCAAGAGUGGGAGUGCAAGUUGAUUUAAGGAAACCACUACUCCCCCUGUAUAUUAUUGGGAAUAAGGAAAGGCCAAUUACUUAUGAAGGUCUUCACCUCUUGUGUUUUUGCUGUGGUAUGUAUGGGCAUACGGAAAGGGAAUGUAAGGAGAGGAAAGGGGCAGAAGACGGGGGCUGUGGAAAAGAGAAAGGAGCUGAUGGGAUAGUUGAGUGCUUUAUAUUUGGUGAAUGGUCUAAAGUGCAGUAUAGAAGGAGACCACGAAGGUUCCCACAAAGUGAGAAAAGGGGCAAUGCUGCUGAUGGAGGGAAUGAGAUAAACAUGGGUUCUCGGUUUGCUGGCUUGAAUGUAGUGGAAGAAUCAGUGCAGGAGGAGAAUAAGGGGAAUGGUGGAUUUGCUAAGGAGUCUACACAAGUGGCAGAUAAGGUAUGGUAUAAAAAGAAAUCUGGGACAUCGAGGGAGGUUAGGACGGAGAAGGUGUAUGAAGAAAGCAAGGAGGUUCCUUCUUUGGCGAUUGCGGUCUCUAAUCAUAGAUCUGGUUUGAGUGGCAAGUUAAAGAGAAAUCUGGAGGCCUCUCAAAGUUUAAAAGCAGAAAAUAGGGAGGAAGGGAAGACUACAGCUAGCAAUGACAGUGGGAGGCUCAGUUUACAAGAGCUGGAUAUUAAUAUAGUGCAUGAGACUCCUGAGAUUGCUAGAGAAUUAUUAAUGUACAAGGAAGGUGGUAUGAGCAGAACACCUGAUUUGAAAACGGACAGUUUGUUAGAGGAAGGGAGAGAUAAGGAGCUGGAGGACAAGGAUGAGCAUUGGGCUGAGGCCGUGAUGAGCAUUGACUGA
Neltuma alba is the source of this 1173-nucleotide messenger RNA. RefSeq lists its product as uncharacterized. Gene Ontology annotation, molecular function: nucleic acid binding; zinc ion binding. NCBI's taxonomy places the organism in Eukaryota, Viridiplantae, Streptophyta, Magnoliopsida, Fabales, Fabaceae. Bases 1 to 1173 code for a protein of 390 amino acids. The transcript has a single exon. The record is from RefSeq and is a predicted model, not a curated record.